Messenger RNA from Lotus japonicus, 2286 nucleotides. Its product is annotated as rop guanine nucleotide exchange factor 14-like. The coding region runs from base 412 to 2037 and encodes 541 amino acids. The transcript has 8 exons. Lineage: Eukaryota; Viridiplantae; Streptophyta; Magnoliopsida; Fabales; Fabaceae. Gene Ontology annotation, molecular function: guanyl-nucleotide exchange factor activity. The record is from RefSeq and is a predicted model, not a curated record.
GCAAUCACAUCGCGCCCGCAUCGUAACCGUUCGCGUAAUCACUCUCAGGAGGUCCCAUUUCAUCCAACGGCCCAAACACCGCAACGACGCGUUCAACAACGCUCUCUCUCUAUUUCUUCUUCUUCGUCAUCAAAACGAAACGCAUUAAUGCUCUCUCUUUCACACUCUCUCUUAGCCAUUACCGUUUCAAUUCUUGUUCUCCCCACCUCAUAAAUGCACAGCCAUAUCACUAUUAAUGCAUUCUUCACUUCUAUAACACUGACGCUAAAUUUAACACCUCAACAAUGCCAAGAAACCCUGUUCGAAACUCAAACAUUUCAACCACCUCAGUGCUAUUUAUUGAAACAACAGUGACAUUUCAGUGAAGCCAGAAUUCAAACUACAGCAGUAGAUAGAGGGAAGAGAGAAAAGAUGCUGCUGAUUAGAAAAAGACUAACUUGCUGCGCCAGGGAAACCAAAAUUAGCAUUGAUUAUGACGAGCCAGAUAGGAUUAUGACAUAUAAUGGCCUUGAGGGUUGCAUUCUUGAUAAUCAAUCUUAUGAAGAUGAAAGCAGAACUAGUAGAGGAGAUGGAUGUAUAACUGAUUCAUUCAAUGACGAUGACUCCAGUUGUUCAUCCAGUAAAGAUGCUUUUGAUUCAUUCUCUUCGAAAUGUUUGCCAAUGAAAAGGGAUGAACAUGGAUUGGAAGAUUGGGAACUCUCAGAAAGCCCUCAACAUUUUUAUAUGAAAGAGAAGCCUGCAUCUACCGUCCAAUAUUCAGAUGUAGAAGCCAUGAAAGAAAAGUUUGCAAAGCUGUUGCUAGGUGAUGAUGUUACAGGAGGAACUAAGGGCUCUAACACAGCUUUAGCACUGUCCAAUGCCAUCACUAACCUAGCAGUGACGGUUUUCGGUGAGUUGUGGAAAUUGGAACCUCUAUCUGAAGAAAGGAAGAACAAAUGGCGAAGAGAAAUGGACUGGUUUCUGUCUCCUACCAACUAUAUGGUUGAACUAGUUCCUGCUAAGCAAAAUGGUGCUAAUGGAGGGAUCUUUGAGAUAAUGACUCCAAAAGCCCGGGCAGACAUCGGCAUGAAUCUUCCAGCACUUCACAAGUUGGACUCUAUGCUUAUUGAGGCUCUUGACUCAAUGGUGCAUACCGAGUUUUGCUAUGCCAAGGGAGCAAGCCAGGCAGAAGGGAGGAACACAAGUGGAAAACAAAGCAAAAGAUGGUGGCUUCCAUCACCCCAAGUACCAGCAACUGGGCUUUCUGACACUGAAAGAAAGAGGCUACUUCAUCAGGGAAGGAUAGUACAUCAAGUAUUCAAGGCUGCCAAAGCUAUCAAUGACAAUGUGUUGCUUGAAAUGCCCGUGCCAUCAAUAAUUAAAGAUGCACUUCUGAAGUCUGGAAAGGCAACCCUUGGAGAGCAACUGCACAAGGUUUUGAUGGCUGAAUCUAAUUCUGGAGAAGAAAUUCUUGAAUCUCUCAAUUUGAAAUCUGAACAUAGUGCCCUAGAGACCAUUAAUAGAUUGGAAGCUGCUACAUUUUCAUGGAAAGAGAGAGUAAAGCAAGAACAAAAUGGCAGAUCCCCACUACGAACCUCGUGGUCUUUCAAGAAAGACCCUGUGUCAGGUAUGGAUAAGAUGGAAACAUUGUUGGACCGUGCAGAAACACUUAUAAAGCAGCUUAAAACCGAAUACCCAAAUCUUCCUCAAACAUUUCUGGAUGCUGCAAAAGUUCAAUAUGGCAAGGAUAUUGGGUAUUCCAUUUUGGAAGCAUAUUCCAGAGUUCUUGGAAAUUUAGCCUUCAGCAUCCUAUCAAGAAUAGGAGAUAUAUUGCAGGAGGAUGCUUUAAGCAAUCCCAAUUCCCCUAUGAGUAUGACUACAAGUUGCUCUCCAGUGAUAAAUCUUUUUGAGGUUACUAGGGUGGUUGGUUCACAUAUCAGGCACUCAUUAAUUGAUAAGAUGAACAAGACAGAUGUGAAGAAUUGUGAUUCUGAUUCAGAACCCUCAUCUGUUGAGGCAAAACCUGACUCAGUAACCGCCACACCAAGCCGUGGUUGAGUGUAGUGCAUUACUGGUAGAGAGGUUUGUAAAUGUGCACCCCCUCAAAAUUCCCCACAGUAGCUUUUGGUAGCUCACUCUUGUACAUGUAAUUUAUUGUUAUUCCUUUAUGCACUCUUCGAAUAGAAGCAAACUAGCAAGUUUGCCUUCCCAUAAAUUUUGGAUGGUUUUGUCUUCAAGACAAAUUUGUAGCUUGUGGCUAACAAUUCUGACCAUUUGUGGUUGUAGAUCCCAGCUUCUUUCUUGCUA